AUGAUUACUCUCCGUCCAUUACACUACACACUCCCUUUCUCUUCUUAUUGUUACAUUCUUUACUUUACACUAUUUAUCUGCCUUCCUUUCUCUUCUUUCCUUCUUAUUACCCACUUUCAUUUUCUUGUUUUUACUACCCAACCUUUUCUCUUUUUACUUUCAAUCUUUUCUUCUUCCCUUCCCCUUGCUUUCUACUCUCCUUUCUUUCCUCCUUUCUUUCCUCCAUUUACAGAAUUUCUGGUUACUCGCCCCCUUCCUCAUUUACUCCCCUUCCUUCCUUCUUUUCAAUCCCUUCAUUUCCUCUUUUUAUCCUCCUUCCUUUUCUUCUUUUUUACUCUCCUUCCUUUCCUCUAUUACCCCCCUUCAUUUCCUCUCUUACUUAUCUUUCUCUCUUCCUUGCUUUCCUCUUUAUACUCUCCUUCCUUUCAUCCUUUCACUUAUCUUCUCAUCCCUUUAUUAAUCACUUAA
Molecule: messenger RNA, 468 nt
Organism: Acanthosepion pharaonis
Lineage: Eukaryota; Metazoa; Mollusca; Cephalopoda; Sepiida; Sepiidae
Source: the annotation of a GenBank genome assembly